ACAACAAAGAAAUGACCUGCACAAAGACAUAAAAAGAACAUAAAAAUGUUAAAAACAUUGAUGUAAAAUGAGAAUCAUUAAAAAAACAUUCAUGUAAAAUGAAAUUGAAUAAUAACAUAACAUAACAUAACAUAACAUAACAUAACAUAACAUAACAUAACAUAACAUAACAAUCAAAAAUAAUAACAUAGAAAUAAUAAAUAAAUAAUUAAAAAAAAACUAAUAGCGGGUCAAAAGUUAGUCAGUCACCUGUAGUUAUUCAUGUAAAUAAAUCAUUGAAGACGUUUUCUGCAGUUUCUUGUUUUUUGGUACCCCUGUCCCCUCGUUUCUCCGGCUGUGACGAAGCCUGGUCGGGGUGGGGGCCGCUCCUCCACCUCAGCAGGAUGACGGAUGUUCAUCCACUGACAGCAGGGCUGGAGGGACACGGGAAGUAUUGGCUGGAACAAUACCGUCACAUACUGUAGGGGUUUCCCAGCUGAACACAGGACCCCACCAUUACCCUGCCAUGCGGGGGACAGCGGAGGGAAGACGACCACAGUUGACAUAAUUGAUCCUAAACAUAUCGCCAGACCGGAAGUAUUUUAAGUGUAUGACUCACGAGUUAAUUUUAGUUCACCGCUGCUGUUUUGGAUUAUCUUAGUUUUGUCCGAACACCCCUGCGAACCGCGGAACGUGGAUGGUUCCUAAAAUGGCGGCGGUUUCUGUCAGUGUGGAGUGAAACUUUCUUCCUUUUUUGCGAAUAUUUGGCGCUUUUCUGACCCGCAGUGUCGACCGCGGUCGUGUGUUUAAUAAAGUAACAUUUAUCGGGACACCGAUGCGUGUGGCAACGGUGGUUAGGGACGAGCGGCGUCACUCUGGGCUCCCUUUUUGGUCGUCAAAAUCGCUGGGCUUCCCUCGAAGUUGACGGUGGCCGAGUGCCUGACAUUGCGAUCAUACCGACUGUUGUUGUAAUCAGAUCGCUCAACGCGGAAACCGUCAGCUGAGACCAGACGUCGCAGAGUAGCUAGCUAGUUUGUCGAGUCGUCGGGCCGAGUGAGGGCAGGUCGGAGAGAUCCCAAGGCCGUGUCACGUCAGCUGUGAUUGGAAACAGAGGUGGUGUUGGAUGUCACCACGGCGCAGUGUCAGGCGGGAUUUGGUUUGCUAGCAUCAUCCAUCCUGCCAAAAUCAAAUGGAGAAACUCCAGGACCUUAGCCAAUCAGAGCUACAGGAGCUCCUGGACAACCCGGAGAGGGUGGAGUCUAUGGCUCUAGAGUCUGACGAGAUCCAGAACAUCCAGCUGGAGAGAGAGAUGGCGCUGGCAUCCAAUCGCAGCCUGGCCGAGCAGAACCUGGACAUGAAGCCUCGUCUGGAGUCACAGAGGGAGGUGCUGGUGGAGAGAUACUCUCAACUAGAGGCUGUCAGAGAAACCUACAGACAACACUGCUCCAUCAGAGAUGGGAUGGUGGGUCAGGUGUCUCCAGAGGCCUUGUUCUCCAGACUACAGGCAGAGGGCAGCAAAACGGAGGCAGAGUCAGAGGCUCUAGCUGAUGAGUUUCUGGAGGGCUCUCUGUCGCUGGACUCCUUCCUCGACCGCUUCCUCUCGCUGCGCUCCCUUGCUCACAAAAGACGAGUCCGGAUAGAGAAACUCCAGGAGAUCCUGCGACAGAGGAGCGAGGGCAAUCUCACCGCCAUGACAUCAUCAGCAGGCAUCAGCCAGGAUCCUGCUGCCACGGCAUCACCGUGGAAUCAACAGACGACAACAACGACAACAAAUCAGCAGCAGCCGAACUCCAAACCUCAGUCCUCUUGUUACCAAAAUGCCUCUCAGCCAGCCUCCUUGUCUGCUGGAUUACCCUACAGCCCCUACCCCAUCACCCCGCCCAACCCCCCCCCUGCAGCAGCGGCAGCAGGCUCCGGCCCGGCCAUCCCUCCCUACCCAGGUUCCGGCUCGCCCUUCACCCCCACUGGGAGCUACCCUGGCCCCAGGCCCGCUUUCGGGCCUCCGGCUUCAGCCGCCUGCCCUUACCCAACCCAGCCUUCCUUCCCAGCCCCACACCCGGGUUCAGCAUUCGGCCAGUACACCCCCAGCCAACCCCAGAGUGGCCCUGCGCCCUACCCGGCCUCCUACAGCUACGGUGGCUAUAGCUACCCCGCUGGGCCCCCCUUUUCCUCUUCUCAGUCACCGACGGGGAGACCCGUCUACAGACCAGGAUAUGGAGUCCCACAGCCGUACUCCUGAAAGCACUACUGCUCCUAUGUCUCACUUCUUCUUCUCAAUUCUUCCUUGCUGUCUCACCCUCCCCCCUUCCUCCCUCCCUGACCUCCCUCUCUCUCCUCACCCUGACUCCUUGUCCUCCUCUUGUCUUUGUACCUUUUCUACCCCCCCCAUCUCCCACAUUCAAGAGGUGUCUCGCUUUACUUAUAUUUGUUGCACUAUUCUACUCUACUCUAAAUAUCAGUCUGUCGAUCUUUUUCUCUUUCCUUUUCCCUUCCUCCAUCACCCUGCGACCCACCCCGCCCCACACUAGUCUCAGGUUGUUGCGUUUAAAUGUUCACACUUGUAUCUGGCCAUUCAUACACUCACCCUCCUCCCUCUGUCCAUCACUCCCUCCCACCCUCCUCUUCUGCCAUUUCAAGUGUGUGUGUGUGUGUGUGUGUGUGUGUGUGUGUGUGUGUGUGUGUGUGUGUGUGUGUGUGUGUGUGUUGCUAUUUGGCAAUCAGAAAACCUUAUAAACACACAAGUGCACUCCCCCUGACAGAAGUCAGUCUUUGUAACACUACACCAGUGUCAGUAGCUGUCUGUUGGAGGGUCUGUCAGUAGAAGGUAGAUGUCGGCUCUUAUGUUAGGUUCAAUUCAGACACAGGAUUUGGAGGGAACAUCAUCAGCUCUGUCAGACACUUACCUGCUCCACACAUGAAUGUGUUAGGUGAGUUACCUGAGGGCAGCAGCAGUAACUCUCACCAAAGACCACGACACUGCAUUCUGCUGGUUCCCUGACUUCUGUGUCGACAGAGGACAUUGCAGCAGCAGAGACUGGCACAUUGGUGAGCUGCUGUAGCUGACGAGCUAACAGCUAACAACCUGGCAACAACAGCUGUGUGUCAAGCUUCUUCUCAGGAUCAUCUCACAGCAGAGAGAGAAAAAGCUCUGAGCUGAAGAGACGCUAACAGGACGACAGACAUGCCAGUCUCCUGCCUCCUGUGUGCUGUGUGUCUCACACAGUGACUUCGCUCGGAAAGGGAGCUGCUGGUCGGUUGUGAUCGAGCCUUGAUACAGCUGGUCAGACGGCUAAAACUGAUAAAAGCUCAGGUAGCUGUCAGAGGUCAGGUCAGCUCAGCUUGUACAGGAGACUUGCUAGCAGCUGCUGUACAUGUCUCUAGGUGUAAAGCCAGGACUCUUCAGUCCUGAGCCAGAGAUGGCAACUGUCGCAGCAACAGGGCUGGACCUGACCCCAUCUGUUUCAGACCAGACUUGUGCAUUCUUGUCCUACAUGCGAGAAAUCAGUCAGUUCCCUCUCUGUUAGUUCAGUGUUUCGUCCUUUCCAGCUCCAGCAUGUUCACAGCUGUUCUCUGCCUCAGUCUGUCUGCUGCUGAGCAGGUCCAGGACUGAGUUGGAAACUGACUCAGCAGUGCAUGGUAACAAUAGUGUGUGGGUUCGUCACUGACACAGUCAUCUGAUCCACUCUUACUAUAAAAUAAUCAUUACUGCAGCUUAAAGAAUGCAUGGGUCUUUAACAAAGCUUUCCCUUCCCUUUGCAGUGAAUUAAAAUUUUAAAGCCUGCCCCAAGGUGUGUCUCCAUUCCUUUACCCAAACAAAUAUGGCUGCUGCACGGGUGGGCAGCUUUCAUUUUCAGUUGUUGGUUGCCUUUGCUUCCUCCAUAACAAACAGCUAGCAGAAGAGGGCAUGAGGAGAACGAGCAGGUGUCUACUGCUGCACGCAUCAGACAUCUUCAUUUCCAAGACUAGAUACAGACACAGAUGAAGUGGAGCCCACCUGUCCAAUAAACAUGACACCAACUGGAGUGAAGCAGGUCAGAGUCUUACUGCUGGGGUCCCUCGUUUAGGGGCCCCGCAGGGGUGGGGGGGUCACGAUUGGCCUGUCUGAUAAACUUGUUUUGUGCGAAGAGCCAGAACAAGAAGAAGUGUUAGCUGUGUAGAGGUGUUAGCACUGAGGUGUUAGCGGUGUGAUGGGGGAGUCAGCAGCACUGCAGUCCUGUAGUGACACAACCAACACUCUGUUUCACUCUCCCGCUAACACUAAUCUGUCAUCCACACCACCUCCUCACUCCUCUUCUCCAUCACUCCUCUCCAUCACACUCCUCCUCUUCAUCACUCCUCCUCUCCAUCACUCCUUCUGGAGAAGGGGGGGGGUUCUCAGACUGAGUCAUCACUACAUCAGACUGCCAUAGCAGUGGGGGGGGGUUGAUCACACAGGUUUGAUCAGCACUUCAUUUCCACAUCAUGUCGCAGAGAGUAGGACUCAUCAGUGUCUCUGCAGCAUGAAGCAGCAGCCAGUCAGUGUCCUCUGUCACUUCCUGGUUUCAGUCAUCAGUUUCCAUGACAGUAACAUCACAGAGCUUUUGUCCACUGUUGUUUUUCUCUUCUGUUAAAAACGUGUCUGAUCACUUCAUCAUAACUUGUGUGAACACUGACAGAUACACAACAGGUCAAAGGUCAUAAAACAUGUGCAGUUUCCCAGGUUACAUUGAAACGUCAGCAGUGAGGUCAAAGGUCAGCAGUGAGGGUCUUUAUCAGGGAUGAAGGAACUGGUGAACAUCCGUCUGUCCUGCAGCAGUGGAAGUAAAUGAAACACUUCCUCUGUACAAACGGUGUCACUACACCCUCUGAUAAUCACCAUGACAACACUGUGCUGCAGGAGGCAGGACUGUAUACUGCUGUCAGAGUGGAGGGAGACAGAGCAGGAACAGCGGAAGAAAGACUGGUUGGUCAGAAAUUCAUCCUACAGCAACAUGAUGAAGACCAGCGCAGUCUCAGAUCUGAACCUCAUGGAACUGGUCUGGGAUGAACUGGACUCAAGCUGACAGUGACACAUAUUAGUGGACCAACUUUCUGAACAAUGUCUGAUCUCCACUGUAGAAAGAAAGACAGGGAGAGUUCAGCUGGAGGAGUCAGACAUCUAGAUUCUAUGUUUAAAGCUCCAUAUUUUCCCUUCAUCUCCUCUCAGGCUUCUCUCUGGAGCUCUAGUAACAACAGGUCGGUGAGCCAGUCAGAGGAGAGGAGGCUCUUUGCCUUUGCCUAUUUUCUGAGUGAUCCAAUAAAAAUAUAGCAGAUUUCAGUUAAACACUCAUAGAAACCAAAUCCUGCAUGGUUAGAUGGUGGGUCCUGGUGAGCGUUGCGUGGUGACUUGCUUGGUGACUUUGUUGUGACAUCACAAAGUUCCAGAAAUGCUGACGGCUGGUUUUGAGGCUCAGUUUCUGAAUGCAGGCUGUGUGCAUUUUUCUGUCAACUGAACGCUUUGAUACUUUCACAGUAUUAAUAUAGAACCUAGACCUGAUCUAUAAUCAAUCAACACAUGGACAAUUACCUUUAUAUUAUAUGGAGCUUUAAUGUCAGAAUCACAGAGACUGUAGAUUGUUGUCAGACGUUGGACUGGUAGUGUACUUGAUUCAGAAGGUUUGGCUCCUCUGUCCGUUCUCAGUGUUUCCUUCAUAUUCAGAUGUUAAAAUAGCUCCAGUGUUUGACAGUGUUUGUGUGGGGGCUGUAGUCUGGACAGUCCUGUAACAGUCUUUGAAAACACCACCAUGUGACCACGUCAGAACGGAACAGUCGUGAUAAAGAGAAACACUGAUGAAGGUGAUGAGUGUUCUCCACGCGGGAAACCAAUCUGACAGCACGACGCAUGACGUGUUGAUAGUGGUCUGGAGACACUGAUCCAGAUGUUAAGACGUAAAGAGAGUGAAGGUGGUUUGCUUGUGUACAUCAGUAGCUACAGGGUUUGAGGUUGAGCAGCAGCAGCUUUUAUAAAGGGAUGAUCAGUGUUAUUUAUAGGAAUCAUAACAACCUGUGUCACAGUGACAGUGGAGCCAGAUGUGUUGCUAUACAGAACAUCUGGGAAACCAGUCAGAUUCUGUGGCCUGCCCAUGUCACCACUAGUGGAACCAGUUGGUCAAAUCAAACUCAACAACUGAUGCUAAGCAGCGUCUAUGCUAACCUCUUCAGGAGGCCACAUAAGACACACCCACAGCUGCCAGUAGCUGCUCCCUCAUAGGACGCUGAUUGGUCUUAACUUGGAGUAUGGAGGGAUGGACUCUCACCUGAUCUCUGACCUCUGACCUGGCUGACAUCAUCAGGUCGUCAGCGUCAGGUUUCCUGUCAGCAGCAGGUAGAUGUCACAAAACAGCUGGAGCUCGUCCCCGUCCCGUGUGGACAUUAACACAUUGACUGACUGUAACUGGUGAACAGAUUGUGAGAGACAGUGAACAUUUGUUAUUGGACAACAGACAGACAGAACGCAGGUGGGAGAAACAGCAGCCACUCUGUUCUUCUUACUAAAUGCUCAUAACUGAUCCAUGAACAAUGAACAAAAAUAAUCAAUCAGUGUGAUCUAUGAAGUCUUUAUAAACCUGCAUGUGAUGGUGCACGCUCCACCUGACCCACCUAGUCAGGUGCUGCUCACAUCAUUCCUCCUGUGUUUUAGUUCAGCUUCACCUUUGACACACACACACACACACACACACACAGACACACACCUCCUGCCCAGCCUCACUGAUGUGGUGGGUUUGUUUCAUAGAUCUGAGUGUCCCACAGGGACGGAGAAAGUAACAAGAGAAUCAGUGUUUAGAAGACGUACAGGGAGACAUUCUGUUCUAGAGUUCAUAUGAUCACUCAGAUGCUGUACCUGUUCUGAUGAUGAGGAGUUAUAUGACGAUGAUGAUGUUGAUGACUAUAGAUUGUUAAAGAGCCUUUCUUGUUUUCUUUCUCAUUCUUCGGGUUGUGAAUAAUUAAACUGAAAUUGAUCUUAAUGAAAA
This is a messenger RNA of Seriola aureovittata, 6968 nucleotides long. It is a transcript of the gene vps37c, whose product is annotated as VPS37C subunit of ESCRT-I. Gene Ontology annotation, biological process: protein targeting to vacuole; ubiquitin-dependent protein catabolic process via the multivesicular body sorting pathway; protein targeting to membrane. The record is from RefSeq and is a predicted model, not a curated record. Gene Ontology annotation, cellular component: ESCRT I complex. The transcript has 5 exons. The coding region runs from base 1169 to 2218 and encodes 349 amino acids. NCBI's taxonomy places the organism in Eukaryota, Metazoa, Chordata, Actinopteri, Carangiformes, Carangidae.